Didymodactylos carnosus is the source of this 236-nucleotide messenger RNA. Lineage: Eukaryota; Metazoa; Rotifera; Eurotatoria; Philodinida; Philodinidae. The record is from the annotation of a GenBank genome assembly.
UUGAUAGACCUCAUUGGCCGGCAAAUAGUCCCGAUUUAAAUCCGUUAGAUUAUUCAAUAUGGGAUGAAUUUGUUCAACAAAUGAAUUGGGAUAAAAUCAAAUCAAAAACAACUUUAAUGGAAGAACUAAAACGUGCAGUUAAGAGAAUUAGAAUAGAAAUUGUUUUAGAAAGUUGUGCUAGUUGGUCCAAUGGUUUGUAUCGUUUGUCAAAAAACAAUGGAGAUUAUUUACAUUAA